GCUUGGGCAACAAGAAAAAAACAUUAGUAAAUUAAUCUUCUUUUUUGGCUUCUGUCCAAGAAAAAAAAAAGAUUCUUUCAACAGAAGGAGAAAGUAGAGAUUUUUUUGUAGUCGAAUUCGGAAAAAAAUGGCUCUAAGCUUUGGAUUGAUUUGAAUUAAGAAAAACAAAAAUGUUUGCAGCUCGGCGUCUUCUUCUUUCCUGCAAACAAGGUGCGAAUCAAGCCGCCAGUUUUCUCCGAGGAAGAAGGAUUCAAUCGGCCAAUUACAGUCAAUCGACAAGACAAGGGACGACCCAUGGAAGGACAGAUCUUAACCCUUUGCCUGUCGGAACAGCUCAGACUUUCUCUCGCUCGCGUGCUCGUUAUGCUGCUCCAGCACUUGCGCUUGGGUUUACUGGAUUCUUAGCCUUUCUUCAUUACAACGACGAGAGGAGAGCUGUGCCUAAAGGUCAACCAAGCAGCAGCAAUAGUAGCGGUUGUGGCUGUGGUUCUAAUACAACAGUCAGAGGUCCUAUUAUCGGAGGUCCGUUCACGCUUAUGAGUACACAGAACAAGGUUGUCACUGAGAAAGACUUGCGUGAUAAAUGGGUGCUGCUCUACUUUGGAUACUCGUUUUCACCUGAUGUUGGACCUGAGCAGUUGAAGAUGAUCUCCAAAGCUGUUGAUAAACUAGAGUCUAACCAUGACAAGAAGGUCCUGCCUGUCUUUGUCACUCUUGACCCUGUACGAGACACACCUUCUCAUCUCCAUGCCUACUUGAAAGAAUUUGAUGAUAGAAUACUUGGAUUGACUGGAUCUGCAAGUGCAAUGAGGCAAAUGGCGCAAGAGUAUCGUGUUUAUUUCAAGAAGGUUCAAGAGGAUGGAGACGAUUACCUUGUUGAUACUUCUCACAACAUGUACUUGUUGAAUCCGAAGAUGGAGGUUGUGAGAUGCUUUGGAGUUGAGUACAAUCCAGGUGACCUCUCACAAGAGGUUCUUAAAGAAGUUACUUCCGCUUCACAGUGACCAAACAUUAAAGAGAGAUGUUCACCAGAAUGAAACAUUUCCUUUUUCCCCUCCAUUGGUCCGUCAAAUUUCAUUAGACGAUUUUGCUAAUCCUUUUGUUCAAUGAUGAUCUGAUAGUUGCAGUUGAUUCAUCUUCCUACUUUUAGUGUGGGCUCAAGCAAAUGAGCCUUUUUCUUUCUACGAUUCUUCAUGGGCUUAUGCUGUAAAACAAUAUGCGACAUCCAAAGUUUAGUGCAAAAUAUUCAAAAGAAAAAAUCUGACCAAAGUUUAAGUUCAA
Messenger RNA from Brassica napus (rape), 1281 nucleotides. Its product is annotated as protein SCO1 homolog 2, mitochondrial. The record is from RefSeq and is a predicted model, not a curated record. The transcript has 7 exons. The coding region runs from base 171 to 1004 and encodes 277 amino acids. Gene Ontology annotation, biological process: mitochondrial respiratory chain complex IV assembly. Lineage: Eukaryota; Viridiplantae; Streptophyta; Magnoliopsida; Brassicales; Brassicaceae.